AUGAUUCGUUGGCCGCUCUUUUUUGCAGUCCAAAUCCUGCAGAUGAUCGCUGGAGCGGUCAAUAACUCCACUCAUCGGCAGCAUCCCCCCCAUGAGCGCAGCACUGCCAUUUAUGCGGCAGUACUAGGUGGCAACGGCAAGAUUGCCGACGGCUGGCCACGUAUCGAUCAAUGGGCUGACUCUCUUGAAACCAUGUUUGAGAACAACAAAGGGACCAUAUCUGUCAGCUGUGCCGAAUGGGGGCUCCCUAAUAACUCGGAAGACGAAAUCCAGUUCAUCAAGGAUGCCAUCUUCCAAGCGGAGAAAUCAAGCGGCGUCGACGCGCGCUUUAUCUUGUCGAUCGUCAUGCAGGAGAGCAAAGGAUGCGUUCGUGUCCAGACCACAAAUAAUGGGGUUGCUAAUCCUGGACUGAUGCAAAGCCACGAUGGACCGGGGUCCUGCAACAAAAAUGGAGCAAUUCAGAACCCUUGCCCCAGGAGCGAGAUACUCCAGAUGAUCCUGGACGGCGUCGAAGGCACCCCAGCCGGCCCUGGUCUCAUGGCACUGAUAGCUCAAGAGGGCGGCGCAGCAGAUGUGACUUCAUAUUACAAGGCUGCGCGUGCUUACAACUCCGGCGCGGUGGCUUCUAACGGGAAUCUGGGCCAGGGCGGUGCCACUCACUGCUAUGUUUCUGACGUCGCCAAUCGCCUGAUGGGUUGGACCGAUGGACCCAGUUUGUGCGCUCCAGAUGCCAUUGGUCAAAUAUCUGCUGCUUUUUGGGAUGGCGACAGUUCUGCUGGGCGCACUGACCGCAAUGAGACGUCGAAUACUACAACUGCGCGGAUUUUUGCCCAUACCCACGGCUCCUCUUCGUCUAGCCUAAGCGCACCCUCAAUACCCACUAUGCAGUCGUCUGUGACCUGGACCUCUGCGCGGGUCUCUCGCAGUUCAACUUCAUUGGCUUGUAGACGCGAGGGCAAUUAG
Molecule: messenger RNA, 963 nt
Organism: Penicillium angulare
Lineage: Eukaryota; Fungi; Ascomycota; Eurotiomycetes; Eurotiales; Aspergillaceae
Exons: 1
Coding region: 1-963 (320 amino acids)
Source: RefSeq, a predicted model, not a curated record